Messenger RNA from Botrytis byssoidea, 642 nucleotides. RefSeq lists its product as uncharacterized. Gene Ontology annotation, molecular function: structural constituent of ribosome; mRNA binding; rRNA binding. Lineage: Eukaryota; Fungi; Ascomycota; Leotiomycetes; Helotiales; Sclerotiniaceae. Gene Ontology annotation, biological process: translation; ribosomal small subunit assembly. Gene Ontology annotation, cellular component: ribosome; cytosolic small ribosomal subunit. The record is from RefSeq and is a predicted model, not a curated record. The transcript has 4 exons. Bases 1 to 642 code for a protein of 213 amino acids.
AUGUCUGAAGGAGAAAUCGAAGUCGAGGCCGUUUCCGGCUACCAAGUGCUCCCAAAGGAGGUCACUGAGGAGAUUGGAAGCAUCAAGCUUUUCAACAAAUGGAGCUACGAGGAUGUUGAGAUCCGCGACAUCUCUUUGACCGAUUACAUUCAAAUCAGAGCCCCAGUCUACAUCUCCCACUCCGCCGGUCGUUAUGCGCAAAAGAGAUUCAGAAAGGCCAACUGCCCAAUCAUUGAGCGUCUUACCAACUCCUUGAUGAUGAACGGUCGCAACAACGGAAAGAAGCUCAUGGCUGUCCGCAUUGUUGCCCACGCCUUCGAGAUCAUCCACAUCAUGACCGACCAAAACCCAAUCCAAGUUGCCGUUGAUGCUAUCGUCAACUGCGGUCCCCGCGAAGAUUCCACCCGUAUCGGAUCCGCCGGUACCGUCCGUCGUCAAGCCGUCGAUGUCUCCCCUCUCCGCCGUGUCAACCAGGCCAUUGCUCUCCUUACCAUCGGUGCCCGUGAAGCUUCAUUCAGAAACGUCAAGUCCAUUGCUGAGUGCUUGGCUGAAGAAUUGAUCAACGCUGCUAAGGGAAGCAGCAACUCCUACGCCAUCAAGAAGAAGGAUGAGUUGGAGCGUGUCGCCAAGAGCAAUCGUUAA